Vanessa atalanta (red admiral) is the source of this 1548-nucleotide messenger RNA. It is a transcript of the gene Paics, whose product is annotated as multifunctional protein ADE2. Gene Ontology annotation, biological process: 'de novo' IMP biosynthetic process. The coding region runs from base 141 to 1418 and encodes 425 amino acids. The record is from RefSeq and is a predicted model, not a curated record. The transcript is spliced from 8 exons. Gene Ontology annotation, molecular function: phosphoribosylaminoimidazolesuccinocarboxamide synthase activity. Lineage: Eukaryota; Metazoa; Arthropoda; Insecta; Lepidoptera; Nymphalidae.
GCGUAGACAAGCACGUGGUGUUAUUUCUGAUGCUGGAUAAAACUUUAUAAAAGGCACCGGCUUUACAACAGACCUGACGCGCGUUCUGUCCUCUACCGUCAACCCGCUUCAUAACCAAAACUAACAAAUUCAUUAAGAAAAUGUCUAUCCCAAAAGAAGUUGGUGGCUAUAAACUCGGCAACCUCAUAAUUGAGGGUAAAACCAAACAAGUCUUCGACCUCCCUGAAGUUCCUGAUCACUGUCUUCUACUCAACAAGGACAGAAUUACAGCUGGCGAUGGCGUUAAAGCACACGACAUGGAGGGCAAAGCUGCCAUAUCAAACCAAACUAAUGCUAAAGUUUUCGAGAUACUCAAGGCUACAGGUAUUAAAACCGCCUUCGUAAAAAUCGCUUCGCCUACCGCUUUUCUUUCUAAGAAAUGCGAUAUGGUUCCCAUUGAGUGGGUCACAAGGCGGUUGGCAACUGGUUCGUUUUUGAAGCGCAACCCUGGCGUACCUGAAGGAUUCCGGUUCACUCCACCGAAACAGGAGACCUUCUUCAAAGAUGACGCGAACCACGACCCCCAGUGGUCAGAAGAGCAGAUCGUGUCCGCUAACUUCAAAAUUAAUGGAUUACUUAUUGGCCAAGAUGAAGUGGACUACAUGCGCAAAGUCACAAUUUUGGUUUUCGAGAUUUUGGAAAAGGCUUGGGCGUUGAGAGAUUGCGCUCUCAUUGAUAUGAAGAUUGAAUUUGGAGUCGAUAGUAAUGGUAAUAUUCUUUUAGCUGACGUCAUUGACUCAGAUUCCUGGAGGUUGUGGCCUUCUGGCGAUAAGAGACUGAUGGUUGAUAAACAGGUGUACAGAAAUUUGGCAAAUGUAACAGCAGCCGAUCUUGACACAGUAAAACGUAAUUUCAACUGGGUAAAGGAUCAGUUGGACCACUUGAAACCAAACGUACACCACAAGGUUGUCGUGUUUAUGGGCUCCCCGGCUGAUCAGGAACAUUGCCAAAAGAUUGCUAAAGCUGCACGAGAACUUGGCUUAGACGUUGAUCUUCGUGUCACUUCCGCUCAUAAGGCAACUGAAGAAACCCUUCGCAUUAUGCAACACUAUGAAGACACACACGGGGCCCUGGUUUUUAUAGCCGUAGCUGGAAGAUCAAAUGGCUUAGGACCAGUGCUGUCUGGCAACACCUCAUACCCUGUUAUCAACUGCCCUCCACCGUCGGAUAAACUUGUUCAGGAUAUCUGGUCAUCCCUCUCGGUGCCUUCCGGCUUGGGUUGUGCGACAGUAAUCUACCCAGACAGUGCAGCUCUGAUGGCUGCUCAAAUAAUCGGCUUACAAGAUUACUUGGUGUGGGCCCGUCUUAGAGUUAAGCAGCUGGAUAUGGCCGCCGCCCUUAGAGUUGCUGAUAAAAAAAUGAGAAAUCUUAAUCUUUAAAUCUGUUUAAUGUCAAUAUUUUUCUUGAUGUGUCUUGUUCAGUAUUGUAAUUAGGAGACAGUGGAGAGUUGUAUUGACAUUUACGAAAAUCUAUCAUUCCAUCGAAUAUUUGAAUAAAGUUUAUAUAUGA